CCUGCUGCGCGCCCCGCCACUCUCGGAAGGGGGCCUCCCGCCAUGUCCCCGGGCACUCCUUGAUCGCUCGUCCGUGCGCCUCCGGGGUCGCCGGUUCCCGGUCAGCUCGCCCGCUCGCCGGGCCCCGGCUCUGCGUCGGCCGCGCCGCGGUGGAGGCGCGCGGGGGGUGAUGAGCACAUUGCGGGUAAAUACGCCGCCGCCGCCGCCGCCGGGCUCGGAGACACCGUGAGGAAGCGUGUGGCUGCUUUUCUCCGAGUCGCCGCUUUACCCUUGCGUUGGAGAUCAUGUCCAUUCACAUCGUGGCUCUGGGGAACGAGGGCGACGCGUUCCACCAGGACAAUCGGCCGUCGGGGCUCAUCCGCACGUACCUGGGGAGAAGCCCUCUGGUCUCCGGGGACGAAAGCAGCUUGUUGCUGAACGCGACCGGCACGGUGGCGCGUCCGGUGUUCACCGAGUAUCAGGCCAGUGCGUUUGGGAACGUCAAGCUCGUGGUUCACGACUGUCCCGUCUGGGACAUUUUUGACAGUGAUUGGUACACAUCUCGAAAUCUAAUUGGGAGUGCCGACAUCAUUGUGAUCAAAUACAAUGUAAAUGACAAGUUUUCAUUCCAUGAAGUAAAAGAUAAUUAUAUUCCAGUGAUAAAAAGAGCAUUAAAUUCAGUUCCAGUAAUUAUUGCUGCUGUUGGAACCAGACAAAAUGAAUUACCUUGUACAUGCCCACUAUGUACCUCAGACCGUGGGAGCUGUGUUAGUACAACAGAAGGAAUUCAACUUGCUAAAGAACUGGGAGCUACUUAUCUUGAAUUACACAGCCUUGAUGACUUCUACAUAGGAAAAUAUUUUGGAGGAGUGUUGGAGUAUUUUAUGAUUCAAGCCUUAAACCAGAAGACCAGUGAAAAAAUGAAGAAAAGGAAAAUGAAUGGCUCAUUUCAUGGAAUUAGACCACCCCAGCUUGAGCAACCAGAAAAAAUGCCUGUCUUAAAGGCCGAAGCAUCACAUUACAACUCUGACUUAAAUAACCUGCUGUUCUGCUGCCAGUGUGUGGACGUGGUAUUUUACCACCCAGAUGUAAAGGAAGUCGUAGAGGCCCACAAGAUUGUUCUCUGCGCUGUAAGCCAUGUUUUCAUGCUGCUUUUCAAUGUGAAGAGUCCCACUGAGAUUCAGGACUCGAGUAUCAUCCGAACUACCCAGGAUCUAUUUGCUAUAAACAGAGAUACCGCAUUUGCAGGUGCUAGCCAGGAAUCUUCAGGCAACCCACCAUUACGAGUCAUUGUUAAAGAUGCCCUCUUCUGUUCUUGUUUAUCAGACAUUCUGCGCUUCAUUUAUUCAGGUGCUUUUCAGUGGGAAGAACUGGAAGAAGACAUCAGGAAGAAACUGAGAGAUUCAGGGGAUGUUUCUAAUGUAAUAGAAAAAGUUAAAUGCAUUUUAAAAACACCAGGAAAGAUCAAUUGCCUAAGGAACUGUAAAACCUACCAAGCCAGGAAACCUUUGUGGUUUUAUAACACUUCCCUGAAGUUUUUCCUUAAUAAACCAAUGCUUGCUGAUGUUGUCUUCGAAAUACAAGGUACUACAGUGCCAGCCCACAGAGCCAUCUUGGUGGCCCGUUGUGAAGUGAUGGCAGCCAUGUUUAAUGGAAAUUACAUGGAAGCAAAGAGUGUCCUGAUUCCAGUUUAUGGUGUUUCUAAAGAGACUUUCUUGUCAUUUUUAGAAUACCUAUACACGGACUCUUGUUGCCCAGCUGGCAUCUUCCAGGCCAUGUGUCUCCUCAUCUGUGCUGAGAUGUACCAAGUCUCCAGGCUGCAGCACAUCUGUGAGCUGUUCAUCAUCACACAGCUGCAGAGCAUGCCCAGCCGGGAGCUGGCUUCCAUGAACCUUGACAUCGUCGACCUACUCAAAAAGGCCAAGUUUCACCACUCUGAUUGCCUUUCCACUUGGCUACUUCAUUUCAUUGCCACUAACUACCUCAUCUUCAGUCAAAAGCCUGAAUUUCAGGACCUUUCAGUGGAAGAACGCAGUUUCGUUGAAAAGCACAGAUGGCCAUCAAAUAUGUACUUGAAGCAGCUUGCAGAAUACAGGAAGUAUAUUCACUCCCGGAAAUGUCGUUGCUUAGUCAUGUAACCUGGAGCUUUUAUAUGCGUACACUUUUUUUUUUAUUACUAUGAAGACUGGGAUGCCUCUGGAUUCCAGUAAAAUUCUUAUAACUGAGACCGAAUAUGGGUGAUUAAAAAAAUACAUCACCAUACAGCUUGAUAAAUUUAUUAGUUCUCUUUGCAAAACACUAUUGUGGGUCUUAAGAGGGAACGCAAUAUACUGCAGACUAAAAAGUCUUCUGUGUAGAAUAUAAAGCUGUAGGACAGGUGUAUUCUCCCUUUAAAAUAUCCUGUUCCUUUAGUGACAUGAAAACUCCUUCCAGUUUAAAAACAUGUUAAGU
Molecule: messenger RNA, 2430 nt
Organism: Dipodomys ordii (Ord's kangaroo rat)
Lineage: Eukaryota; Metazoa; Chordata; Mammalia; Rodentia; Heteromyidae
Gene: Rhobtb3
Product: Rho-related BTB domain containing 3
Exons: 12
Coding region: 285-2117 (610 amino acids)
Biological process (GO): proteasome-mediated ubiquitin-dependent protein catabolic process; regulation of proteolysis
Cellular component (GO): cytoplasm
Molecular function (GO): GTPase activity; GTP binding; ubiquitin protein ligase binding
Source: RefSeq, a predicted model, not a curated record